Oncorhynchus keta (chum salmon) is the source of this 2225-nucleotide messenger RNA. Its product is annotated as chemokine-like protein TAFA-2. The record is from RefSeq and is a predicted model, not a curated record. Gene Ontology annotation, molecular function: receptor ligand activity. NCBI's taxonomy places the organism in Eukaryota, Metazoa, Chordata, Actinopteri, Salmoniformes, Salmonidae. Bases 478 to 876 code for a protein of 132 amino acids. The transcript has 5 exons.
ACCCCUCAUCUCAAAUGCCUCGUCUGGAACGGCGAAGAGAACACACCCACAACAAGUUAACAAAACAAUACUGGGUGAAUUGCAACAAUACUAAUAUGUUCUGGAGAAACAAUGAUUGACUAUACGUUUUUGCUUCCAAGCUGUCGCCCUUUUGCGGUUGGGAAGUUCUGAAAAAGCGCAAAAGGACCUGGAACUUUGGAAGAUCUCCAGUUGCUUUCCAGUCUACUGAUCAAGCCGGGGGUCCGGUCGAGCUUUAAAGUCUAUGCAAUACAUUUUAGACUUCUCUCGACUCGGGGAUUUGUGCGCUCGGAAAGCUUGAUUUCUAUAUAAUUUUCCUAGGUUAUGUUUUUGUCGUGGUGGGCACCUUCAUGCGAUAAGGAUAUGGUAUUUCUUUAACAUUAUCCUGGUUUUGUUUUUGACAAUGGAAAGCAAAUGAAAGGGGCAUUUCACGGGAUUAAUUGACAGCACAACGACAGUAUGCGGGAGAGAGACCUACGGAGAGUGUGCAAAAGGGGGCUGCUGCUGGCCGUCUGUGUGGUGUCUCUCUGGGGACAGCUGACCCUUGCAUCGUCACACAGAAGUCACAUAGUGCAUGUCAAAGCAGGGACCUGUGAAGUGAUCGCUGCCCACCGCUGCUGCAACAAGAACAAGAUUGAGGAGAGAUCCCAGACGGUCAAAUGUUCCUGCUUCCCCGGACAGGUUGCCGGGACAACAAGAGCGGCUCCAUCUUGUGUGGACGCAUCCAUAGUUGCACAGAAGUGGUGGUGCCAGAUGCAUCCAUGUAUGGAUGGGGAGGAGUGUAAAGUGUUGCCUGACCUGAAAGGCUGGAGCUGCAGUACAGGAAACAAAGUAAAGACGACGAAGGUGGGUGCAUAAUGUCACACGAUAGUGCUGUCUGUCCUGGAUCUGAAGACUUGGCAUCAGUCAUCUCUUCCUUGACAGAAACCACAGGGACUUCUUGGAUGUGAAGACUAUGUAUUGAAGGAUUGUGGGAUGGAACCAGGGACCAAUAAGGGAAAAAAAGGAAACACUGAAAUUCCACUGUAUGGAUGCAGAGCAGAGACUUGACUUGGAGAUCCCAUAGACUACUGAUUAGAUCCCAUAGAACCAUCUAUCCAGACUAAUGGACUACUGAUUAGAUCCCAUAGAACCACCUAUCCAGACUAAUGGACUACUGAUUAGAUCCCAUAGAACCACCUAUCCAGACACUGGACUACUGAUUAGAUCCCAUAGAACCACCUAUCCAGACUACUGGACUACUGAUUAGAUCCCAUAGAACCACCUAUCCAGACUGCUGGACUACUGAUCAGAUCCCAUAGAACCACCUAUCCAGACUACUGGACUACUGAUCAGAUCCCAUAGAACCACCUAUCCAGACUACUGGACUACUGAUCAGAUCCCAUAGAACCACCUAUCCAGACAACUGGACUACUGAUUAGAUCCCAUAGAACCACCUUAUCCAGACUACUGGACUACUGAUCAGAUCCCAUAGAACCACCUAUCCAGACAACUGGACUACUGAUCAGAUCCCAUAGAACCACCUAUCCAGACAACUGGACUACUGAUCAGAUCCCAUAGAACCAGCUAUACAGACUACUGGACUACUGAUUAGAUCCCAUAGAACCACCUUAUCCAGACUACUGGACUACUGAUUAGAUCCAAUUCCUAGCCAUUAUUGUUUAUGUUUUUUCCUCCAAUGAACUGCUACAGUAGGAGAUCCAAACCUGCAAGGUAUUUAUUCAGUAAAAUCAAAAACUGUGGAUUAUGCAAGCAAGAUAAACCUUAAUGCGAAACAUGUGACGUGACAUUUUCAAAUAUUUUUCCUCUUUUUGCCACAGAGAAGCUCAAUGACUCCAAAACAAAGUGUUUGUGUUCGAGAUUUAGAUCAUAAGCAUAUCCAUUUAUUUUUAACCGUAUGAUGCAGACAUCUCUUCUUUUUAAGGUUUUUGAUUUUUUUUUAAAGCAUUAAGUGUUUGGUUUUAGUAAUUCUGUUGGACUGUCAGGUCUGCUUUUGAAGACUUGAGACAUCAAAGAAGAUGUCACAGUGAAAAAUAGUACUAACUACUAUGUUGCAGUGCUUGAAUUAAAGGCACCAUGGUUUCAACAAACCAAUUAAAAUGACAUUAAGCUGAACUCUAACUGUUUUAAUAUCUGUUUUUAAUAGCCUGGUGACCAACAUUGAGUAAAAGUGUCAGUAUUAUCUCAAUAAACCUAUGUCAAAAGGA